Molecule: messenger RNA, 2664 nt
Organism: Meloidogyne enterolobii
Lineage: Eukaryota; Metazoa; Nematoda; Chromadorea; Rhabditida; Meloidogynidae
Source: the annotation of a GenBank genome assembly
UUAAAUGGACGUUUCUCUAUUAUGGGGGUAUAUUAUAGUGAGGUCCACUGUAUUUUUUCUUUUAGAUACAACAUAACUGUGAGAGGAUUGCAAGACAACAAAUCAAAGUGGACGAUAUCUGGUACAUUUGCCACUACUGACAAAACCGAACCAACAGAACUUGAUUGGCUUGGACCUCCCACAGAUCUUCGUCUAAUCGAAAAAUCUGACACAAUGCUUCACGUUACAUGGACACCUCCAGAUAUAUUUGAGCCAGAAUAUCGGGAUCUGUUAACACAUUAUCGUGUCACUAUUGCUCCUGUCGAUGAAUAUACAAUGAAAAUGGGGCCUAGAAAGAAUUACACUGUUAUGGUGCCAGGAAAUUCCAUCAAGUUUACGGAGCUACAGCCUGAAACUAUUUACAAUAUAACAGUGCAAGGUGGCACAGAUGUAGGAUAUGGACAAAUGAUUUGGGGGGCGUGGGCAACGUUGCCUACUGGGAAGACAUGGAUAUUACGAUUGAAGGACAGAACACCGAACACUUUGACUGUUGAAUGGGAACCUAUUUGGGGAUUCUCCCAUCGUGGGUAUAUUUUGACAGCUAAAUCCCUCCAUUCUAUCUACCCCCAUGUCCGUGUGGGUGGAGUCAAGUCCUUCGACGUCAGUCCAACAGCAACAGAAUUUACAAUUACCGGAUUGGAACCUGCAUCUACUUACAAUGUCACUCUUACUCUUAAAGAUCAAAUGGAUGGAGCUUGGGGGGUUUACUCAACAUUGCCUCCGGGAUGGUACUUGCCGAGAAAUUUGAAGCAUUGUGACCAGACUCCUUUUGCUACCUCGUUGAGGCUAGUUGAUAUUUUGAGUUUAGUAGGAAAAUGCUUAGAUUUAUGCUGCAAUGGGCAGAGGUUCGAAUCCCACGUGUUGAAAAUAAUUUUAUUUGAUUGGGAGCCUGUAGAAGCUAACAUGGCGUCAGAAUAUCAAGUUCGCUAUAUUCACCUACACUCUUCCCGCACUCUAUGGAAGGAAGAGGAGGCCAAAUUCAGCAAAUAUUUGCUUUGUCCAAAAGACCCCUGUGGACGUCAUUGCUAUUUGGUCUUUAACUUGGAUCACAAUCCGGACGAUUAUGCCUUUAUGGUCCGGGCAAAAGUGGACGGGAUUUGGAAUAACUGGAAAUUGGCUGGACGUCCAACAAUCGCUGACCAACCAGAUGUCAAAGAACGUUGUUGUAUCGUUCCUCCACCUUACAAAGUUGAAAGUAUUGGGCACGACGGAACUCAUUGGGAUGUCCCUAUAGCUCCCUCACCUACUGACCACAAUAUUACUCGUUAUUAUGUUGUUGUGGAUGAAAGAGACCCUCCUGGAGAUACAAACUGGACAAUGUUGACAGACAAAGUAACGGCACAUCGUCUACAUAUUCCUUAUUAUGUAACGGCUUCUUACUCUACACAAACUUUGGAAUCCCAUACAAAUGUGAGGAUUGGGAAUGGAUCGGUUAUUGGUGGAUAUUUGAACUAUCCGUUACAAAAAGGGAAGACAUACCAUUAUGAGAUAUAUACAAAAUGGAUGAUGCAUGGUGAUCAGCCUGUCAUUGCACGACAAAGACCAGAAGCAUUCCUAGCAGCUGGUUGGCCGUGGUGGUGGUUGUUACUUUUAUUAUUGUUGUUGCUUCUUUUGUGUCUCUUGCUCUCAGUUUUGCUAUUUUGGCUGUUGAAAAAAUGUGGUAAAAAACACUAUAGAAAUGGCCAACACGAACCUCUUAUCAAAGAAAAAUAUGAGAGAUAUGAACAUACUAGAGGCAACUUUGAAGAUGGGUAUUCACAAGGAUAUCGUGCUGGGAGAGGUGGAAGGCGUGUUGAGGAAGAUUGGAGGGGAAGGGAUGAGGCGUUUAGAGGUUAUGCAAAAGGCCUUCGUGAUACAGGUGAUAGAGGUAUGAGCACCUCAAUGACCAAUUUAGCACAGCGUCCAACUCAACGGCUGGGUUACUCUUCGGGUUAUAUGCAAGGCUUUAGAGAUGGAUCUUCAGGCGUCUUUGGUGACAGAAUAACCGAAAGUCUGUUAAAACGAUUGGAAGAGCAAUACCCAGAUAAUGAGGAAUUCCGUACCGGAUAUAUUGACGGAUUUAAAGAUGGGGUUGGGGGAGGUCGUUUUGAAGAUUCUCGAAGAAUACAGCAAAGUUUGACAGAAUUAACAGAAAGGUUAACUACAAUAGAAAAAACUGUCGAAAAGGGGGAUGAAAUACAUUCUACAAAAAUAUAUCAUGUUUACAAUCAAUCACCUGAAAUGCUGGCACAAGGACAACAAUUAGUUAGCGAGUUGGAAGAGUUGGCUUCCGGCUCUAAACGAAGUACUUUACGUCGUCAUUACACACCUGGCGAUUAUUUGCGUUAUGAUGAGGCUAGUGGGGAAUAUAACAGCCUUGGGAGAAGUAGGCGUUCAAUGAGUGCUACAGCACUUGGACGGGGUGGUGGAGAACAACAACAAACUUCAGCAAUCACAACAACCCACCAAUGGCCAGAAGAUUUAAUUGAAAUUGUCCACGAACCAAUGGGUCAAACUUUGGACAGAAUGCGGCGUUUCAGUACUUCUCUAUCCAACGUAGAAAGGACAGAAGGAGCAGCAGCUGAAACAGAAAAAGUAGAUCAUCAAGAAAAAUAUAAACGAACAUAUAGAGAGGAAUACUCGUAA